AUGACAUCGCUAGAUUUAACUAGAAAUGAGCAAUCUUUAGAACUAAUAGAUAAGAGUUUAAAUGGCCCUACAUCCAAUAGCAAUCUAAAAAAAUGUGAAACUUGUGGUAAAAGCAUCGCUUCAUCCAAGCAAAAUGGUGGUAGUGUAUUGAAGGCCUUGGGCAAUUACUAUCAUGAAGAUUGCUUUACUUGCCGCGACUGUUCAAAACCUUUGAAACCCAAAUAUUUUCCAUAUCAGGCAAGUAAUGAUUCUGAAACCAUUCUACUUUGCCAAUAUCAUUAUUUCAAGCGUCAUGACUUACUCUGUAAAGUCUGUGAUAAGCCCCUUAGAGGACUUUUUUAUACUGCCUUUGGUGCACGCUAUGAUGAAGAACAUUUUUGUUGUUCAAUCUGUAAGGCACCAUGUGGUGUGAAAAAGUGUUUCACUUAUAAUGACCAGCUCUUCUGUAAAUAUCAUUUUUUAAAAUAUUUUUCAAAACGUUGUAAAGGUUGUAAAUACCCAAUUUCUGAUCAAUAUAUUGAAUUUCCAAGAAGUGAAGAAAUACAUUGUUGGCAUCCAGAAUGCUAUGGGAUUCACAAAUACUGGCACGUAACUUUAUCUUCUGAAGCUCUGGCAUUACCAUUGUUUCCCAGGUCUGAAUUUCACCAUGCUAGUGCAGAACAUAAUGUAAGACCAACAGCUGCAGAAAUGGAGAAAUUUAUGAGCACCUUCAAUUUUAUUGUUUCAAAGACGUGGUCUGUGCUUUAUAGGUUUGAAGAAGAAAGUGCUUCCUGUAUAUCGGAUAUGUUCCAAUAUUUAUCCUGUUGUGAUCAAAUUAAAGGUAUAGAGGCUACCGCUUUAUUUGUUUUGAAAGUUGAAUGUUUAUUCAAGUCUUUAGAUAAUUUUGAAGUAUUCAAUGAAUCUCAAGCAAACAACAAUACAUCAGAAAGACAGAAUAAAGAUGAUAACGACGCUACCAGACGUAAAUAUGCCAAACUUCCGAGAAGCCUGACAACAAAAAUAAUGAUCUAUCUGCAAUUGUUGAGGAAACUAGGGACAGAAGUAUACAAUAAAGAGUCCACUUUGUCAUCAUUAAUGUCAAUUAUAACGAGAUUGGCACAUUUUUUAAAGUUACUGACACGGUAUGGUCUCUUCACUUCUCUAGAGAUGAAUGUGAAAUCACACUCUCUGGGAGUACUUCUUAAAUUUCUUAAAGAAAUAGAAAGAAAUGAGAUAUACACUACUAACCCUUUCACUUACAUAAAUGUUCCAAUUGACGCCACGGAUGCCUGUCAUAGUUGUAAGAAGUACAUACAAGAGGAAUGUGUUCAAUUCAAUCAAUUUAGGUGGCAUAUUGAUUGUUUUGCUUGUUCAAACUGCCACUCUGCAAUAGAGAGACCUGACAUCACUGAAUCAACUUUCAGUAGAACUUCUGGCAAGAUAUUUUGCCCUAAAUGUCCUCUUUCUGACGCUGAAUCUCUACCUGGCUUUAAAUAUAUCUCCAAGCUUUCUCAAUUAAUGUUCCUCUUGAAGAUUGCGCUUGUUAGAUCAAAAGUUGUGAUGGAAGCUCACCUAGAAAAGAAUGAAAAUGCAAAACAAAACAAUGCUAAACUAAGGAGAUCUUUAGUGACGCAGGAAACAUAUAUACGAACACUUAACGACAUUAAAAAACUGCGCUCGAGAAGAGAAAGUGUAAGAAUAGGUUAUGAUAAACGAUCCGUACGUCGUUCUCUAAUAUUAGAUACACCAGAAGAAGACCUGAAUGAUUUGCAAGAAAUGCAGAGAAAGGGCUCUUUAAAGAUACUUGACACAAUUGAUAAUGACAGUACUGAAUCAGAAAAUAGAGAGAUGGAGCAUGAUAACGUUUUCAAUAAUACAAAAACUUUAACCUUAGAUGAUAUUUCACGAAUUGUAGCCGCAGAGCAAGCUAGGGAAUUGAGACCAAACGCUUUUACACAUUUUAAUAAAUUAAAGGACGCUGAAGAUGACGAAGCACCUUUUUCCCGAAGAAAAAGUGGAACUUAUUAUGGUGAACUUAGCGAUAGAGAUAUGCAGAUCAUUCACAUUCUAAGUUAUUACGUAUUGUUGGAAAAUAAAACGUUGGUUCAAAACGAACUUCAACUAGCGGAAUUAAAAAUAAGUGUACCUACAACAAGACAAGAAAAGGCAAAUUUCUGGGAGAAGAUGAAGAUCAAAAUGAACAAAGAUUCCAAAAAAGUGGUAGUACGAAAAGUAUUCGGUACUCCAUUAAGUUUAUUAUCAGAAAAAUGGGGCACAGCAUCAGAAUUGGGUGUCGGUCCAUCGAAAAUUAGAAUUCCCACAAUAGUUGAUGAGUUAAUAUCUCUACUCCGUCAAAUGGAUAUGUCAGUUGAGGGUAUCUUCAGAAAAAAUGGUAACAUCAGAAAGCUGAGAGAAAUUAGUACUCUCAUUGAUGAUAAUCCGAAUGAAUUUCCUGAUCUUUCAAAGGUAAAUGCAAUUCAACUCUCUGCUUUGUUGAAGAAAUUUAUAAGAGAUUUACCAGAUCCUAUAAUGACAAAUGUAUUAUAUGAUUUAUGGAUUAAAGCUGCAAAAAUCGAACGUUAUUUUGAAAAGCAAUUAGUAAUAUCGAUGCUUUACGCCUUAUUGCCAAAAUAUAAUAGGAACUUAUUGGAAGUUUUACUAUCUUUUUUACACUGGACAGCUUCUUUUUCCUACAUUGAAAAUGAACUGGGUUCUAAGAUGGACAUUCACAAUUUAUCUACUGUAAUUGCUCCCAACAUCCUUUUUGUACCUGAAAAUUCAACUGGUGGUGGCAAGCAACCCUUGAUGACGAAAGAAUACAAUGAUGAUUUUGCUCAGAAAGAGGGUCAGCACCACUUCCUUGCCAUUGAGAUCAUCGACUAUCUUAUUACAUAUAACGAGCAACUGGCAAUGGUCCCGAAGUUUUUGAUGAACUUACUAAAUGAAGUCAAAUCAAGAAAAAUAGACAGUGAUAAAAAUGAGAUAAGAACUUUUGUUUCAAAGAGUUUACAGGAUGGUACAAUUGAUUUUUCGGAAUUUGAUGUCAAAAACUCCAUCAAAGUAAAACAUUCAUCUACAGCUGUAAUACAAAAUGAAAUGUUACAUCAACAAGUAAGUUUAAUUUAG
Kazachstania africana CBS 2517 is the source of this 3105-nucleotide messenger RNA. It is a transcript of the gene LRG1, whose product is annotated as GTPase-activating protein LRG1. Gene Ontology annotation, molecular function: GTPase activator activity. The transcript has a single exon. Lineage: Eukaryota; Fungi; Ascomycota; Saccharomycetes; Saccharomycetales; Saccharomycetaceae. The record is from RefSeq and is a predicted model, not a curated record. The coding region runs from base 1 to 3105 and encodes 1034 amino acids. Gene Ontology annotation, biological process: signal transduction; regulation of small GTPase mediated signal transduction. Gene Ontology annotation, cellular component: cytoplasm.